Falco peregrinus (peregrine falcon) is the source of this 2460-nucleotide messenger RNA. It is a transcript of the gene MTHFR, whose product is annotated as methylenetetrahydrofolate reductase. The transcript is spliced from 12 exons. Gene Ontology annotation, cellular component: cytosol. Gene Ontology annotation, biological process: tetrahydrofolate interconversion. The coding region runs from base 207 to 2162 and encodes 651 amino acids. NCBI's taxonomy places the organism in Eukaryota, Metazoa, Chordata, Aves, Falconiformes, Falconidae. Gene Ontology annotation, molecular function: methylenetetrahydrofolate reductase [NAD(P)H] activity; FAD binding. The record is from RefSeq and is a predicted model, not a curated record.
CGCCGGCACGUCCGCGCCGGUCGGCAUCAGCGUGCCGGCUGCGGUGUAGCAGAGACAGAGGAGCAGGAGCGCUGACGCGGCUGAGCUGGCGGGUGUUGAAGUUUGCCUUACUUUGCAGCUGGUUUUGGUUUAGAAAAUCUUGUUUUCUUUUUGCAGUAAUGACAACCUUCUGCCAGCAAAUCUGGUGUAUCUGACGAGAGCUCACCAUGGUCAAUGAGACCCAGCAUACCUGCACUGCCGGUUCCAGCUCCAAGUCUGAUGGUGGCAGCAGUAGUGGAAGCGAGAGCUCCAAGGACAGUUCGCGCUGCUCCACCCCUGUCCUCGAUGCUGACCGUCAUGAGCGACUGCGGGAGAAGAUGCGUCGACGGCAGGAUGCUGGAGACAAGUGGUUCUCCUUGGAGUUCUUCCCUCCACGCACAGCCAAUGCUGCUGUCAAUCUCAUUUCCAGGUUUGACCGCAUGGGAGCAGGUGGUCCCCUCUUCAUUGAUGUGACUUGGCACCCCGCAGGGGACCCCGGAUCUGACAAGGAAACUUCCUCCAUGAUUAUUGCAAACACUGCAGUCAACUAUUGUGGCCUGGAGACUAUCCUGCACAUGACAUGCUGCAAUCAGACCAAGGAUGACAUCACAGGGCAUCUGCAGAAGGCCAAGCGGCUCGGGUUGAAGAACAUCAUGGCACUGCGUGGAGAUCCUGUAGGUGAGGAAUGGGAGGAAGAAGUAGAUGGUUUCAACUAUGCUGUUGACCUGGUCAAGCACAUUCGCAAUGAAUUUGAUGAUUACUUUGACAUCUGUGUGGCAGGCUACCCCAAGGGUCAUCCUGAAGCAGAGAGCUAUGAGGCAGACCUGAGGCACCUAAAGGAGAAAGUCCUUGCAGGAGCAGACUUCAUCAUUACGCAGCUUUUCUUCAGAUCAGAAACUUUUCUCAAGUUCAUGAAGGACUGUCAAGCCAUUGGCAUCACCUGCCCCAUUAUUCCUGGCAUCUUCCCCAUACAGGGUUACCACUCCCUUCGCCAGCUGGUGAAGCUAUCCAAGCUGGAAGUGCCUCAGGAAAUCAAAGAUGUGAUUGAACCCAUCAAGGACAAUGAUGCGGCUAUCCGGAACUAUGGGGUGGAGCUGGCAGUGUCCAUGUGCCGGGAGCUAUUGGAUAGUGGCAUGGUGCAUGGGCUCCAUUUUUACACACUCAAUCGGGAAGUGGCUACUACCGAUGUCCUUAAGCGCCUGGGCAUAUGGAAGGAGGACCCUAGGCGACCUCUGCCCUGGGCAGUCAGCGCUCACCCCAAGAGAAGAGUUGAAGAUGUUCGACCAAUCUUCUGGGCCUCUAGGCCAAAGAGUUACAUCUAUCGAACUCAAGAAUGGGAUGAUUUCCCCAAUGGCCGAUGGGGUAACUCUUCCUCUCCAGCCUUUGGGGAACUGAAGGACUAUUACCUCUUCUACCUGAAGAGCAAGUCUCCCCGGGAGGAGCUCCUGAAGAUGUGGGGAGAAGAGCUGACUGGUGAGGAAAGUGUCUUUGAGGUCUUCACAUGUUACAUCACUGGAGAACCCAACAAGAACGGGCACAAGGUUACGUGUAUGCCUUGGAACGAUGACCCUCUUGCUACUGAAACCAACCUUCUGAAGGAGCAGCUGGAGAAGGUUAAUAGAAGAGGAAUUCUGACCAUCAACUCUCAGCCGAACAUCAAUGGCAAACCAUCCACAGACCCCAUUGUAGGCUGGGGGCCCAGCGGGGGUUAUGUUUUCCAAAAGGCAUACCUAGAGUUCUUCACCUCCAGUGAGAUCGUCAUGGCACUGCUGAAAGUGCUGAAGAAGUAUGAGUUGCGAGUGAACUAUCACAUUGUCAAUGUCAAGGGACAAAAUAUCACUAAUGCUCCAGAUCUGCAACCCAAUGCUGUCACCUGGGGCAUCUUCCCAGGCAGAGAGAUCAUCCAGCCCACUGUAGUGGAUCCCGUAAGCUUCCUCUCCUGGAAGGAUGAGGCCUUUGCACUGUGGAUCGAGCAGUGGGCCAAGCUCUAUGAAGAGGAGUCACCCUCUCGCAUGAUCAUCCAGUACAUCCACGACAACUACUACUUGGUCAAUCUGGUGGACAAUGACUUCCCACUCGAGAACUGCCUCUGGCAGGUUGUGGAUGAUACUUUUGAGCUGCUGAACUCUCCGACUCAGGAGUGAAGAUUCCUCCUCUAAUCUCUUACUCCAUCCUUCCGUCCAGUGACUGCAGGGAGAGAAAAAGCAGCUCCUGUGCUGAUAGCAGACCACACACUCCUAAACCGAGUGACCAGGCUAGCUCUCUGAUCUACCCACACUACAUGCUCUUCUGUCCCACACACAGAGAUGCCCUGACCCUUUCUCACUGAACAAUAGUCUACUUGAACCUCUGAGCUGAGGCUCUAGAUUGAGCUUGAAAAGGCCAGCUCUGUAGGAUAAAGAGGUGCUAAUCAUGGCUAUGUUGAUUACAGUAACAGAAAAA